AUCCAUUUUAAGAUGAACGAAGAUGGUAAAAAAACUGCAGAAACUUCUCAUAGUUGUCAGCUGGAUAAUAAUUCGAAUUCUUUAUCACAAUCAUCGUCAACUGGAGAUGAUGUCAGUGCUUUAAUUGAUUCGUUAACUUCCACAACAUCUGACCCAGUUUUAGAUGUCGAUUCGAUCAAUUAUUUGCUGCAGCAGACAAGCCAAUCGAUUCAGGAAAGAGAAAGAACUUCCAAAAUACCCCUAUCUAAUUUCGCUCCCCUGACUGUUCACGAAACACAUGCACAUCUUCCAUCAAGUGCACCUCGUAGACAUCCAAGAAGUCCAGCUCAUGCAACGGCUAAAACUGCAAGAAACACUGAAACUGCAUUAAAAAUGGAUCCAAAUUUACCCGUUCCAAAUUCUGAAGAUUCUCUUAAAAUUCAGAGGAUAUCAGACGAAUUAAGUCAAUACCGCUAUGAAAAUGCACUCCUGAAAACAGAGCUGGCCCAUGAAGUUGAACUGAGGAGGCAGGAGGCUGAAGAGUUUGAAAGCAGACACAGAAUUGAUAUUCGGACAGUGGAACAAGAGAGAGAUGAAGCUGUAGCUGAACUUCAGAAAAUAAAAGCAUCUACAACUGUCACUGAGAGCAAAUUGUACCAGAACAAUGUUCAGCUGAAUCAGCAACUCCAGUGUGAGCUGGAAAAACGACGUCGAGCUGAAGCUCAUGCCACUCAGGAAAUUUCUCAUGCUACAGAGCUCGCUCAGAGCAAAGCAAACGCUGGAGCUGCUCAAGAAGAAGUAGAGAGGUUACAGCAGGAGCUGAAUGACGCCAAGCUGGAGAUUGACAAGCUCCGAGUCUCGCAUCGCGAUCAAAUUUCUUUGCAGAGGCAAGUUGAGAACGAGCAGAUGCAGUGCAGGCAGAAGGUGCAAGCAGCACAGGAGGAGGUCUUGCAGCUGCAGGAUGAACUGCAUCGUCAGACUCAGCUGCAUCGCUCCAGACUGGAUGAAGUUCAUGAGCAGCUGGCGCUGGCAGAGGAGCGCUUGCUGACAUCGCAGCAGAAUGUCAGCACCCGGGAAACUGAUCUGCUGAGUCAGCUCAAUGCCGUCAGGGACGAGAAAGAAGAAGCUGAUCGUCAAAUUAUAAACCUUAAAGAGCAGCUCAUUAACAUGCCACAGGGCAGUGCGAGUAACACUGGGGGAGCCACCAGCCUCGCUACAGCCCCUCCGACGUUGUUAACGCGUCAGGUGGAACAACUUACUGACCACCUACACCGCCUACAGACCGAACACAUCACGCUGCAGCUGGCGGAGAGAGAGCACGCUGACACAGUAGCUGAGCUGAAGUCAGCACAAGAUCAGCUGAUGUCCCUGAAGAGGCAGCUGGCUCAGCUGAAGAGUUCUGGAGCUGAGCAGGCAACGACCAUCACGCAGCUCAGAGCUGAACUUCUUUCCUGUCAGAACCAAGCCUCUCAGGACCGCAGUGCUCACGAGGCAACAGAGGAGAGUCUCUCGAGACAGCUGCGCCAUUUACGAGUCGAGGCUGAGACGCGUAUGUCUCGCUUCAACGAAGAGACAGCUAAUUUCAGAAGCCGCAUCCAGUGUCUCGAAGGCCGCCUCAAGGAGCGAGACAGAAGAUAUCACACCGAGACAAAAGCUCUCCAAUGCAAGUCCCGGAAGUAUGGAUCGUUAAUCCACAAGCUACGUCACCGUCUGCAGGCAAGUCAGCUGCAGCAGGAGCAGCUGCAGGCGCGGCAGGAGGCGCUACAGCUGAACUGGGUUGACCCUGAGCAGUUCACGCAGCUGCGGCAGGAGCUUGCGCUGCUGCUCAGAAAGCACUCAGAGUUCAGAGCUUACAUCAGGGGCGUGCAGGGCGGCCGGGGCUCCGACGAGGAUGGUGGCGGUGACUUUAAGACAAGUUACGAGGUCAGUUACAACGACCAAGUCCUCAUUGCGGACCAUGAAGAUGUAAACUCCAAAGAACCUGACCAAGCUGUAACUCAUUCCGAAGAUCAUGAUGAAGAUGUAAACCUCAAACAACAUGACCAAGUUGGAACUUAUUCUGACGACCCUUUCGACCAUUCGUCAGAAGCUGAUGAAAUUUCGGAAGAUAUUUUGGAUGAAGAGCGCAGCGACAGCGCUGAGUCUGCAGCCUAG
Messenger RNA from Hyalella azteca, 2133 nucleotides. Its product is annotated as myosin-2 heavy chain, non muscle. The transcript is spliced from 13 exons. The record is from RefSeq and is a predicted model, not a curated record. NCBI's taxonomy places the organism in Eukaryota, Metazoa, Arthropoda, Malacostraca, Amphipoda, Hyalellidae. Bases 13 to 2133 code for a protein of 706 amino acids.